UUGAUCUCUUAAUCAAAUUGGCUUCUUGCAUUCUUCAAGUCUCGCUCCAACUAGAUUCUCCUGACCCUCACCACCCAUUUCAACGCACGCGCAGCAUGUCCUACACCGCAGCGCACGCGAAUCCCCAAGGCCCGGGCGACGCUCGACCCACGGCCCUGCAAAUCGUCCGCGACAAUGACAUGGAAGGCAAGCUGGCCGGCAAGACUGCCGUUGUGACCGGAGUAUCAUCUGGAAUAGGGAUCGAGACCGUCCGUGCUCUUACAGCCACAGGAGCAACCCUGUUCCUGACAGCCAGAGAUCUAUCGAAAGCGCAAGCAGCGCUCGGCGACAUCUUCCAACCCGAAACCACGACCCUCGUCCAGAUGGACCAGACAUCCAUGGCGAGCGUGCGACAGGCAGCCGAGUCCAUCCUGGCCAAGACAGACCGAAUCAGCCUCCUCAUCAACAACGCCGGGAUCAUGGCGGUGCCGGACCUCCAGCUCACAGACGACGGGUACGAGCUGCAGUUUGCGACAAACCAUCUCUCACAUUUCCUCUUUUUCAACCUUCUAAAGCCUGCAUUACUCGCUGGGAGUACCCCCGAGGUCCAGUCACGGGUUGUCAUGGUCGCGUCGUCGGCGCAACGGGCUCAUGGAAUCAACGAGUCCGAUAACUAUCAUUUUCAGAAGGGGGGAUACCACCCUCGGAGGGCGUAUACGCAAUCCAAGCUAGCCAAUGUGUAUAUGGCUAACGAGAUCGAGCGUCGAUAUGGAUCUCGCGGGCUGCAUGCAACAAGUCUUCAUCCUGGUGUGAUAGCGACAGGACUGGGAAGGUAUCUUACUGCAGAGCAGAUCGAGGGCAUGAUGCAGAACAAGGCGCUGAUGAAGUACCUCAAAAGUUCGGAACAAGGAGCUGCGACGACCUUGUGGGCAGCUGUUGGGAGGGAGUGGGAGGGGAGAGGAGGGAAAUACCUUUCCGAGUGUGCGGAGGCAGAGCUGGGUCCAGACGAUGGCGAUGAUACCGUGAGCACGUAUGCGAGCCAUACGUACAAGCCGGAAGAUGAGGACAGAUUGUGGAAGGACUCACUGGGGAUGGUGGGCUUGUCGCAGGAUGAUAAGUGAAAUGUUUAGUUCAGUUGUGU
Molecule: messenger RNA, 1120 nt
Organism: Aspergillus heteromorphus CBS 117.55
Lineage: Eukaryota; Fungi; Ascomycota; Eurotiomycetes; Eurotiales; Aspergillaceae
Product: NAD(P)-binding protein
Exons: 1
Coding region: 96-1100 (334 amino acids)
Source: RefSeq, a predicted model, not a curated record